AUGGACAUUAAAAAUCUCUUCAACGUCAAAGAUAAAGUGGUACUUGUAACUGGUGGUAGUCGUGGCAUUGGAGAAAUGAUUGCUACGGGCUUUGUAUCAGCUGGUGCCAAAGUUUACAUCACAAGUCGCUCGGCAGAUGCAUGCGACAAGGUUGCCAAGGCGCUCUCUGAGAAAGGACCUGGCCAAUGUAUUGCUAUCCCAGCCAACUUGCAAAAAUUGGAUGAAGUCAAACGUCUUGUGGAAGAGUUAAGCAAAAGAGAGGAUCACCUCGAUGUGCUUGUGAAUAAUGCAGGUGCCAAUUGGGCCGAAUCCUUCGACACUUACCCUGAUCAUGCAUUUGACAAAGUCAUCACUCUCAACUUGAAGCGUGUUUUUAGCCUCACACAAGCUUGUUUCCCAUUGCUCACAGCCAAAUCAAGCUUGCAAAACCCUUCAUCUGUCAUCAACAUUGGAUCUGUGGAUGGUUUUCGGUCUGCUCCUCAAGAAACCUUUGCUUACACGUCCGCCAAAGCAGGACUUCAUCAUCUUACACGGCAUAUGGCCGGCAAACUUGGCCAUCGUGGAUGUGUCUUCAAUACAAUUGCACCAGGUGCCUUCCAAUCCAAAAUGAUGCGUGAGACGCUUGAGAAGUAUGGUGACUCGAUCCGUGCAAAGACACCUGUGGGCCGUAUUGGAUCUCCAGAAGACAUUGCUGGUACCUGCAUUUACCUCGCUUCGCGUGCUGGUCAUUACACAAAUGGUGCAACCAUUGCCGUGGAUGGCGGCGCUCUCUGUUUUGCAAAGAUGUAA
Lichtheimia ornata is the source of this 789-nucleotide messenger RNA. RefSeq lists its product as uncharacterized. Lineage: Eukaryota; Fungi; Mucoromycota; Mucoromycetes; Mucorales; Lichtheimiaceae. Gene Ontology annotation, molecular function: oxidoreductase activity. The coding region runs from base 1 to 789 and encodes 262 amino acids. The transcript has 7 exons. The record is from RefSeq and is a predicted model, not a curated record.